AUGGAGGCCCUGCAGAGGCAGCAGGCAGCUCGGCUGGCCCAAGGGAUGGGGCCGUUGGCCCCUCCUCGCCUACAGCUGCCACAGCCUCCCCUACCUGGUCCUCGGACCAUGCAGGCUCCUGAGGGAGCCUUGAGGGAGGUUGGGGCUGAGGAGGAGGAGGAAGAUGCUGAAGAGGAUGAGGAAGGGGAAGAAGCCAGAGCUGAAGAGGAGGCAGCUGAGGAAAGUCAUCCAGGGGCCCACAGCCCCAGCUCACCUUCCAGCCAGCCCCCUGGACCCCAUCCCCAUGAGUGGACCUACGAGGAACAAUUUAAGCAGCUGUAUGAGCUUGAUGCAGAUCCCAAGAGGAAGGAGUUUCUGGAUGACCUGUUUACCUUCAUGCAGAAGAGAGGGACCCCAGUGAACCGCGUACCUAUCAUGGCAAAGCAGGUGCUGGACCUGUACGCAUUGUUUCGCCUGGUGACAGCCAAGGGCGGCCUGGUGGAAGUCAUCAACCGAAAAGUGUGGCGAGAGGUCACUCGCGGCCUCAGUUUACCCACCACCAUCACCUCUGCAGCAUUUACCUUACGCACCCAGUACAUGAAGUACCUCUACCCAUAUGAGUGCGAGACUCGGGCGCUCAGCUCCCCGGGAGAGCUCCAAGCCGCCAUAGACAGCAAUCGGCGAGAAGGACGUCGCCAGGCUUACACCGCGGUCCCGCUCUUCAGUGUAACGGGGCCAGGCCCUCGCGGCGCUCAGGGUGCAGCCUUAGGUCCAUCCCCAGGUCCUGGCCCCGCCCCGCCCGCGCCCCCGCUUGCGCCGGGCCCGGCUCAGAGUUCGGCUUCUGGCCUGCCUGCACACGCUUGUGCCCAGCUAAGCCCUAUUAAGAAAGAGGAAAGUGGAAUUCCAACCCCUCGUCUGACAUUACCUGUGGGUCUGGCUUUGGGGCCUGCACGAGAGAAGCUGGCACCAGAGGAGCCUCCAGAGAAGAGGGCUGUACUGAUGGGCCCCAUUGACUCAUCUCGGCUUGGUGCACCCCCCAGUUUCCUGCCCCGGAGCAAAAUUCCUCUGAGGGAAGAGCGCCUGGAUGGACCUCUCAAUCUGGCAGGCAGUGGCAUCAGCAGUAUCAACAUGGCACUGGAAAUCAAUGGGGUGGUCUACACUGGUGUCCUCUUUGCCCGCCGCCAGCCUGUGCCAGCUUCCCAGGGCCCAACCAACUCUGUACCCCCACCCUCUACAGGGCCUCCUUCUAGCACCUUGCCCUAAGAAUUCCCACUUAGAACUAAGAGUCCCGGCUCCAUUUCUGAGGGCGAGGUGGCACCAUUCCACCUUGGUCCUUUCAGGAUGCCUACUCUGGAACUCAGUUCUGGGAGAUGACAGCACCCUACCUCCAUGCCAAAGAAAUUUCUUUUGAUGUUUCAUCUACCUCAUUGUAAAAAGAGGGCACCUCCUCCCCAGCCAGGUCUAGCAGUAUUUACCAAAGAAUUCCCCCAGUACACCCUAUCAUGUAUCUUCUCAUGUGCCUCCUGUGUCAGUAUCAUCUCUGGUACCCUAUCUAUUUGAGUCAACCCUGCUUUUCUCUUCAGGAGCUAGGUGAAGGGCUGAAGCAUUGUAGGAGACAUCCCUCAGGUAGUAUUUGGAAAAUAAAGCUAUGCCCCCUCCUUCUCCAAUGUGUCCUCUUA
This is a messenger RNA of Perognathus longimembris pacificus (Pacific pocket mouse), 1658 nucleotides long. It is a transcript of the gene Arid3c, whose product is annotated as AT-rich interaction domain 3C. The coding region runs from base 1 to 1242 and encodes 413 amino acids. The transcript has 7 exons. NCBI's taxonomy places the organism in Eukaryota, Metazoa, Chordata, Mammalia, Rodentia, Heteromyidae. Gene Ontology annotation, biological process: regulation of transcription by RNA polymerase II. Gene Ontology annotation, molecular function: DNA binding. Gene Ontology annotation, cellular component: nucleus. The record is from RefSeq and is a predicted model, not a curated record.